Molecule: messenger RNA, 1280 nt
Organism: Pyrgilauda ruficollis (rufous-necked snowfinch)
Lineage: Eukaryota; Metazoa; Chordata; Aves; Passeriformes; Passeridae
Exons: 2
Coding region: 459-1280 (273 amino acids)
Source: RefSeq, a predicted model, not a curated record
CUUAAAAUGUUAGCUGCUACGUGGUGCUGUAAUGCCAGCAACAGUGACGUUAAGGCACUUGCCAUAUCCUGCAAGCUGAUCAAUACCAGUACAAAUUUCAUAAAGCUGCCAGGAGCUUAGAUUAUGUUAACACAAACAGCAAAGAAAGAACAGCCAGAAAAGAUACUGAGAAGUAGGAAAGAUAGCAAGGCACACAGCCCUUAUGACUGCCCUGAGAAAAGAAUCAGAACAAACAGCUUUGGAUGAUCUGCACAUGUACAUCUAUUCCUUUGAAAUGCUGCGAUAUGUUUCUUUACCAUAGAGGGGGACGUUAAUGGAAGAGGUAGUGAAUGGACGGAAAUAACAUGAAGUGAUUUAUGUUCAGACCAAGUUUUCAGAUGUCAGAAAGCCCUCCGCUGACAUUAAUUCCAUUCUUCAGUGGCUUAUGCAAACCCUGCCCUCAGUAAAGUGGACUGGGCAUGCUGGGAAAAGGCCAGGCAGCACUGGAGAUCCAAGCUCCUUCCCCAGCAAAGAGGAAAGGUGAGGGGGCUUUUCCCAGCUCGACUGUGACCCUGGGAGAUGAGCUGUCCCUGAGAGCCCUGUGUCAGCCCCUUCUUAGGUCAGCUCUAGUGACAGUAAAUAAAGGCCACAUGCUGAUCGGGGGCCAGUGCGUCACCAGCACAGCUGUCCUCGGGUAUUUGGCCACUAUUAACCAGGUCACAGCCAUGACCUACAUGUCAGCAGCCCGCGGCUGGGACCUGAUUUUGCUCCCUUUGCCGUCCACGCAGUCGGCCAUGCUCUGUGCCGGCCCUGGAGCUACCCGUCAGUACCGGCACUGCCAGCACCCCCCGUAUGAGUGCAAACACACAACUGCCCCGGGCACCAUCGCGCCCCUCAUGCCGGGCCAUGGCGCCGUGCACCGCUUCCCCCCGAGCCCCGGCGCCCACGGCGUGUCUGUGCACAGCCCGCACAGGGCCGGAGCCUCCGCAGCCCGUGAGGGGCGGGAGCAGCACGGCGCCCUCGCAGCUGGGCACGGCCGCCCUGCCAGCCUCGCCCGGCCCCUGCCCCGUGCACAAGGUCACCGCGGGAGGCGCAGCAGCAGCACCCGCCGCUCUGUGCGCCUUGGCCCCGGGCUGUGUCCUGGCCCCGCGGCUGUGUCCUGGCCCCGCGGCUGCUCCCCGUGCCGCUGGCGCGGUGCCCGCCAGGCCAGGACGGGCACGGGGAACGCCGCCAGCGCUGUCACGAGGGGCCCGGGAGGGGCGCGGCCUGGCGGAGCGCCGCCCCCCUGCGAUUGUAAAUAG